CUCUACCUGCAGGACGUGACUGAUCAGAUGUCACUGCGCUACCCGCGUCUCUACAUUCCCGGCCACCUGAACCUGUUCUUCAACAAGAAGGUGUUCAUACAGAGCGUGCUGAAGGGCAUCCUCUCUUCCGUCGUGCUCUUCUUCGUGCCGUACGGCGCGCUGCGCAACGCCGUGCACGCGACCGACCGACACGUCGACCUGACGAGCCACCAGGCCCUCGGCUUUGUCGUCUCCACGACGCUCAUCCUAGCUGUCAACCUACAGAUCGCGUUCGACACGUCUUACUGGACGGGCUUCAAUCACUUCGUCAUCUGGGGCUCGAUCAGCUUCUACUUCGGCUUUCAGUUCCUACUGUACAGCGACUUCAUCGGCGCAGCGUACACGGGCGUGGCGCGCGCGACUAUCGGCAGCGCGAUCACGUGGUUCACGAUCAUCGUCACCGUCGUUGUGCUCAUGCUUCCCAUCGUCGCGUACAGGUUCUUCUACAUCGACACGCGUCCGACGCUCAGCGACCGCGUGCGCCUCAAGCAGCGCUACAGCCGCCUCAGCAAGUCGAGGACGAGCGAGCACGCGCUGCGUCCCUCCAGCGCGCUGCGCCGCAGCCGCCGCUCGCUGCGCUCCGGCUACGCGUUCGCUCACCAGGAGGGCUUCGGGCGGCUCAUCACGAGCGGCGCGAACAUGCGCAAGACCGAGAGCAACCCGACGCUGCGGCGCGGCAACGCGGGGGCGGCGGCGGCGGGGGCGAAGUCGGAGAGCGCGAUCCAGUCACAGCAGCGGGAGGCGGCGGCGGCGGCGGCGGCGGGGGUCGCGAUGCCGAAGGUUAUCAAUGAUCUCAUGUCAUUUUAUGUCUUGGGAAUCUCGAUAGGGGAAGUUUUAGUGAGCGUGCUCGUACUAACUGUCAACUGA
Messenger RNA from Priapulus caudatus, 906 nucleotides. Its product is annotated as probable phospholipid-transporting ATPase IM. The transcript is spliced from 4 exons. Gene Ontology annotation, biological process: Golgi organization; phospholipid translocation. Gene Ontology annotation, cellular component: plasma membrane. The annotation marks the transcript as partial. The record is from RefSeq and is a predicted model, not a curated record. Gene Ontology annotation, molecular function: ATPase-coupled intramembrane lipid carrier activity. Lineage: Eukaryota; Metazoa; Priapulida; Priapulimorpha; Priapulimorphida; Priapulidae.